Messenger RNA from Pristis pectinata (smalltooth sawfish), 1538 nucleotides. It is a transcript of the gene ndufaf5, whose product is annotated as NADH:ubiquinone oxidoreductase complex assembly factor 5. Lineage: Eukaryota; Metazoa; Chordata; Chondrichthyes; Rhinopristiformes; Pristidae. Gene Ontology annotation, biological process: mitochondrial respiratory chain complex I assembly. The record is from RefSeq and is a predicted model, not a curated record. Gene Ontology annotation, molecular function: S-adenosylmethionine-dependent methyltransferase activity. The transcript is spliced from 11 exons. Gene Ontology annotation, cellular component: mitochondrion. Bases 99 to 1187 code for a protein of 362 amino acids.
AAUCGACGACCCUCGGUAGACGCACCGUUCCUUACUCUGAAGGACAGCGUUCCCCUGCGUUGACGAGUGGUGGAGUCGGGGCGGUGGAGCGGGCGCGCAUGCGCAGCGGCGGGGCCCGGCGCCCCCGGUCCAGCAGUAGCGAAAGGAUGAGGCCGUGUUCCUGGGCCGCUUUCCGGCUACUGCGCCGUCUCCAGCCGCUGGAGCUCGACAAGCCCGGCUCGCCGCUCCGGCCUCCGUGCUGGGCGAGCCGGCGGGAGGUGGCGUCGAGAGCCGGGAGCUCGAUGAAUGUGUUCGACCGACGGAUGAAGCGGCGGCAGAGAAACUGGGCGACGUCGGCGGGCGGGAGCCGGCAGUGCGACUACCUGCGGGAAGAGGUUGGAAGCAGAAUUGCAGACCGUGUUUCAGAUGUUGUGAGAACUUUCCCUGUUGCACUGGAUAUUGGAUGUGGUAAAGGCUAUAUAGCAGGAAAUCUAACCAAGGAUACAGUUCACAAACUCUAUCAGAUGGAUAUUGCGGAGAAUGUUUUGAAAUGCCCCAUUAAGACUGAAAUUCCCACUUAUCAUGUCAUAGCAGAUGAAGAGUUUCUCCCCUUCCAAGAAAAUACAUUUGAUCUCAUUCUUAGCAGUUUAAGUUUGCAUUGGGUGAAUGACCUCCCAGGAGCUUUCAAACAGAUUCAUUUUUCCUUGAAACCAGAUGGAGUAUUCAUUGGUGCCAUGAUGGGAGGGGAGACCUUGUAUGAACUUCGUUGUUCUCUACAACUAGCAGAAUUGGAACGUGAAGGUGGUUUUGCACCUCAUAUAUCACCAUUUACUGCCAUGACAGACCUCGGGAAUCUCUUGGAACAAGCAGGAUUCAAUAUGCUAACUGUGGACAUUGAUGAAAUCCAGGUCAACUAUCCAGGAAUCUUUGAAUUAAUGGAGGACUUGCAAGGUAUGGGAGAGAGCAAUUGUGCUUGGUCCAGGAAACCCAUGUUGCACAGGGACACAAUACUAGCAGCUGCAGCAAUCUACAAAGAGAUGUAUGGUAAUAAUGAUGGGUCUGUGCCAGCAACAUUUCAGAUUCUGUACAUGAUUGGUUGGAAACCCCAUGAGUCACAGGCUAAGCCAGCAAAGAGAGGUUCGGCUACAUUAUCUAUGGGCGACAUAGGAAAACUGCCUAAAAUGAUGAUAAAGGAUAAAAAGUUUUAAAAUUGUAGAAUAAUAUCGAACAAUCCAGAAAAUCUGCCAGUCAGGCACUACCUGAGCUUCAAUAAUCUGGCAUCCUUGCAGUUUUACUGUUGGAUGUUAAUUGUAUAUAUAAAUGUAAACAGUAAAAAUAAUUUUCCAGCUGGACUUUAGUUUUAUUUUCUUGCUGGGUCAGGCUGUGUUUUCUGCACAAGAUGAAAAGGUGAUGAUUUGUCCUUGUGCACUGGGCAUGUCUUCAAGCUGGGAUUCCCUGAUGUAAAUGAGCAACAUUGACUGAUAUGCAUUUUUAAGUUUUCUUCAGUCACCUUUCCCUGAUGGUACAACUGAGAUGAGUACACAAAUAAAAUGAUGUUU